AUGAAAGCCAAAAAAAUUCCUUCUAAGAAACUGGAAGACACUACAAGUAAAUAUGAACUUGCCAGAAAUUCCGCUUCCUUGGAAGAAACUAAAUGUGACAUUUGUCAAGGAGAGGGCCAGAAAUCAUGUGUUAUUUUAUACGGAUUUUCGCAAGCAGCCGGUCCGAACAACCCUGUGUUGAUUGUGAUUUUUUAUUAUUGGCUCCAGAAAUACCUAAUGGAUUUCUCGGGUCUUGGCAUUGCUCAAAUGCGAAAGCCAACUGAUGAGUCCUUUGAAGAUUCACUUGCUGUUCCUGGUUGUGGUUCUGGCAAUAGCAAACCAGUCACACAAAAUAGAUCUGUUUCAUCUGAAAGACCAACAGGACCUAUAUCAGAAACAGGAGUAGCUAAUAGCAUCGCUCCUAGUUCAAUGACAAUUGUGACGGAAACAAUAACAAACAAUAGCCAAUCCUCGGAUACUUCUGCUAAGCUAGCCCUGACAGUUAGCCUUUCUCUAGCUGGAGUUAUUGUAAUUGUUGGUAUUUUUGGUGGUUCUUAUUCUCCAAGUUCCUCGGACACUUCUGCUAAAAUAGCUCUGAUAGUCAGCCUUUCUCUGGCCGGAGUUAUUGGUAUUUUUGGUGGGUAUUUGGCUUGGAAAAAGUUUAGAAAAAGAAAACGAACUUACAUCAAUGAAACAAUUGCUCAGCAAGAAGCAAUUGAUCAGCAAGAAACAGGUGCUACUUAUACCAAUGAAACAAUUGCUCAGCAAGAAGCAGGUGCUACUUAUACCAAGGAAACAAUUGCUCAGCAAGAAGCAGGUGCUCACGAAAUAAUUAGCUACUAA
This is a messenger RNA of Ambispora gerdemannii, 822 nucleotides long. Lineage: Eukaryota; Fungi; Glomeromycota; Glomeromycetes; Archaeosporales; Ambisporaceae. The record is from the annotation of a GenBank genome assembly.